Amoebophrya sp. A25 is the source of this 1025-nucleotide messenger RNA. Lineage: Eukaryota; Dinophyceae; Syndiniales; Amoebophryaceae. The record is from the annotation of a GenBank genome assembly.
CGAUCACCGAACGCGACGUGAGAGGGGACUCCUCUUGUCCUCAAAUGGGUAUGAGAUUGGACUUCUACUCCUAGUACUUCUUACAGCGAGCAGCUACAGUAGUAAGUGACUUGAACAUACGAUCAUUCGAGUCAUAUGCUCUGAGACGGAUUUCGUACAGCAGCUUACUUGUCAUGCUACUAAGUACGACUAGAAGAAGCCCUGUCACUUCGUGGUGGUUGUUGUUACUUGAACUUGUCUAAGUAGGUACCGUUUAAUAGUAGCUCAUUGAGCGUGAGAUAAAUGCGAGAACGGUUAAGGCGUAGCUACUUUUGAAUAGAUCAUUGGAGUUGUUUCGUAUUCGGGUCUUGUUUCUACGGUUUCCUCAGAGGAUUUCGACUCGCCAGCUUCAAAAUUCAGACAACCUGAGCCAGCUAUUGCCGCCAUUUACGGCCUUGCGCACCGUCGCUCGUGGGCAAAUGUUAGAGGCCGCCCCAAGAGUCGAAGUGUGGCGUGAAAAUGCUGCAGCAUCAAAGCAAGCAGAAGGCACAGAAAAUACGACAGGACACAGACGAGGCAGUAGCAGAAUCGUUGUGAGGUACAAAUUCACACAUUCUCAUCUGAACAUCCUCCUAUGUGGAAAGGGAUAUCUCUCGUCUCCUGAGAAUUACAAGGUAAGCCAGAGUCUGAUGGACGGUAGGUAUUUCUCAAUGUCGUGGUCGUGGAGCUUGAGUUGGUGAUGCUGCACAUAUGUUAUGCAGAAUUUCUUCGAGUUCUAGUGAAGAGUUGCAAAUUAUAUAGGAGCGGUUGAUUUUGCCGGUCUACGUUCUUCUACCUUCAACAUUUUUUCCAGCGAUGAAGAAGACGAACUUGAGAUGCAGGUUUGCACAGAGGAUAGCGUUCUCAAUUUCAUGGCUCGGGGGAGCAAUUGCAUCGUGACAGUUCUGCUUAACCAGAAGACAAGUGUCGGUCGGUGCCUCCGUUUUGACCAUUUUGAGAACAACUUCAAGCUGUAUCAACUAGAAGUGCCCAGUGGGAAUCCAAGG